This is a messenger RNA of Tarenaya hassleriana, 1032 nucleotides long. RefSeq lists its product as uncharacterized. Gene Ontology annotation, molecular function: zinc ion binding; nucleic acid binding. The coding region runs from base 1 to 1032 and encodes 343 amino acids. NCBI's taxonomy places the organism in Eukaryota, Viridiplantae, Streptophyta, Magnoliopsida, Brassicales, Cleomaceae. The record is from RefSeq and is a predicted model, not a curated record. The transcript is spliced from 4 exons.
AUGACCGAGUUCCUCAUGUUGCAGCAGGGAGACAUGACGGUCAGUGAGUACGAGGCGGAGUUCACCAGCCUACUGAUGUAUGGAGGGCAUCUGCUGGAGAAGGUGGAGCGUGGAGAGCAGGAGAAGAAUGAAGGGAAGACUCGUGAGCGGAGCCCUUUCAGGAAAUGCUUCGGUACGUGUUCAUCGGGGAAGAACAUCCGGACCAGUGACCCGCGCGACAAGGGCAAGGCGCCGACUGUUCGUGCGCCACCAUCACUGACGGCGAGAGGACCAGUGGCAUGUUAUCGUUGCGUCCAGCCCGGGCACAUUGCAUCGCGUUGUCCGACGAGGGCUACGGGACCACCGACCUUGGCGCCGAGACCACCGCGACCUCCAGGCCAGGCGGACAGACCGCCCCGACCCCCAGCGAGGACUGGAGCUGUCCCGAGAGUUUACGCUCUCGGUACCCUAUAUCUCUAUGGAGUUGUCUGUUACACGUUGUUUGAUACCGGGGCGACCCAUAGUUUCCUGAGUGCGGGAGUGGUGGAGAGGCUUGAGACAGGAGAGAUCGAGCCGAGGAGUGAUUUUACCAUGCGCAUACCUUCUGGAGAGCCGUUAGCAGUGCACGGGAUCCUGCAAGGCGUACCUCUUGAGGUUUGCGGUCGUCUAUUAGCCGCGGAUCUAAUUAUGGUACCCAUCGUGGGAUUCGAUAUUAUUUUGGGCAUGGAUUGGUUGAUGAGGUACCAAGCCUACAUCGAUUGUCCUAAGAGGACAAUCUGGUUUACAGAUGAAUUUGGAGGGUUCGAGUUCCGAGGCCGAGGAGCGCCAGCAGCGGAUCCGAUCAUCUCGGCACUAAAAGCCGAGAAGAUGAUUAGGAAGGGCAACGAAGCUUUCCUGGUAGUUAUUACGGCUACACAGGAGUCAGAGAGGAGACUGGAGGAUACGCCUGUUGCUCGGAAAUUCCUAGAUGUAUUUCCCGAUGACCUGCCGGAAUUACCACCUGGUCGAGAGGUUGACUUCGGCAUAGACGUGCUACCGGGAUCUGUCCGUUAG